GCCUUCCCUACCGAGUUAUAGAGAAAUCCCUCCUCCUGUUCGAUUCUGCUGCUGAUUCGAUCUCCGCUCAUCCGAUUCUGCUGCUGAUUCGGUCUCAAGAAAAUAGACCGGAAAGAACAGGGAGAAAAUGAAUUUGAAGCUGAGACAACACUCUUAUUUUUUUAGAAUAGGAAACAACACACCUAGAGGCAGUGCUACCAGAUAUCUCUAAUUGACUAUACUAAUUCCAACACUAUAAAGUUCUACGGUGGUCUAAGAAGGAAUAAAAAGAGAUGGCGGAGUCGAACUCCAACCACCAGGGCCAAGCGGAGGAUAACGGGAUGGAUCAGCAGAAGGAGAGGGAGGUGAUGGUGACCAAUCAGCCGGUGCGGGAGGUGGUGGUGAACAACGAGCAGGCGCCGCCGAAGCUGGAGGACAGGGAGGUGGUGGUGAACAACGAGCAGGCGCCGAAGUUGGAGGAGAGAGAACUGGUGGUGCAGGAGGAGCAGGUACGGAAGCUGAGGUACCUGGGCUUCGUGCAGGUGGCUUUAGCGCAUGCCCUGGUUUACCUCGCGGGGCUCUACGGGGUGUCCAAAGACCAUGCCGGUCUGCUCCGACCCGGCGUCGACAUCACUGAGUCCACAGUGAAGGGCGUCGUCGGCCCUAUCUACUGUAAAUUCCACGGCGUCCCUCUCAACAUCCUCGCGUUCAUCGACUGCAAGGUGGACGACAUGGUGCACAAGCUCAACAGGCACCUCCUGGGGCCGCUCAAGGCCGCCUCAGCGCGGGCAUGCGCGGUGGCCUGCGCCGUGCCGGUGGUGGCGUGCGAGCUCAUCGCCGAAGCGCAGCAGUCUGGCGUGAAGGGUGCCGCGCGCUUGGCGUAUGUAAAGGUGGAGCCCGUGGCCAAGGACAUGUACGGGCGCUAUGAGCCAGUGGCAGAGCAACUCGCCGUCUCUGCCUGGUACUUGCUCAACAGUUUGCCGGUCUUCCCGCACGUCGCCCAGGUCAUCGUGCCCACCGGAGCCUAUUGCAUGACCAAGUACAAUAGGAUGGUUGACGCUGCGGCACGGCAGGGGUACACAGGAGCCAGGUACCUCCCGACCGUCCCCAUCGAGCGCAUAGCCAAGGUGUUCGCGUCCUCCGCGCCGGAGGCCAAAGGUGCAGCGGAGACCCAGACCUAAUGAUUGGGCCCACGACCUGAACUGAACAAGAAAUCCCCUGGGGCUAAAAGAUGGUUUGGUUGUUGCACAAUAAUGUUAAUUAGAUUGGAUGGUGAGACGUUGUCAUGCAGCAUGAUGAUAUAAUGCUCUACUUUAGUGAUAUACUAGUUUAUGUCAGUGUGGUGCUCUGCUUCUUGCUUUUUGUUUAUAAAAGUUAUUAUUGUUCGAUACCGCAA
This is a messenger RNA of Panicum virgatum (switchgrass), 1375 nucleotides long. Its product is annotated as REF/SRPP-like protein At3g05500. The transcript is spliced from 3 exons. The coding region runs from base 273 to 1160 and encodes 295 amino acids. NCBI's taxonomy places the organism in Eukaryota, Viridiplantae, Streptophyta, Magnoliopsida, Poales, Poaceae. The record is from RefSeq and is a predicted model, not a curated record.